AUGCAUAUUAUGGUGUUGAUGUUGAAGGUAUUAGCAGUUACAGAAUUAGUGUUUCUGAUAGUCCAUCCUCGUGUUCAUGCCUUGAGCAGGGACCAGUUCCCUCCUGACUUCGUGUUUGGUGCAUCAACCUCAGCUUACCAGGUUGAAGGUGCAGCAAAUGAAGAUGGCAGGAAGCCAAGCAUAUGGGACACGUUCUCUCAUUCUGGAAAUGGUGAUGGAGAUGUUGCAUGUGAUCAAUAUCACAAGUAUAAGGAAGAUGUUCAGCUCAUGGCCAACAUGGGCUUAGAAGCCUACAGAUUUUCUAUAUCAUGGUCAAGGCUUAUUCCAGAUGGAAGAGGACAAGUGAAUCCCAAGGGACUACAGUAUUACAACAAUCUUAUUAAUGAAUUGAUAAGCCAUGGAAUCGAAGCACAUGUUACAUUAAACCAUUGGGACCUACCACAAGCACUUGAGGAUGAAUAUGGAGGAUGGGUUAGUCGAACAGUUGUGUAUAGUUCUCAAACUUCAAGUCUCUAUAAAGAUUGCCCUGGAUUGAGAUUGAAAGACUUCACAGAAUAUGCAGAUGUGUGCUUUAGAGAAUUUGGAGACAGAGUUAGGUAUUGGACUACAGUGAAUGAGGCCAAUGUUCAAGCAGUAUUUGACUAUGAUAUAGGAAUUUCACCACCUCAGCGGUGUUCUCCUUCCACUAUAUUUAACUGUUCCAGAGGAAAUUCCUCAACUGAGCCAUAUUUGGUUGCCCAUCAUAUGUUGUUAGCACAUGCUUCAGCUGCUACGGUAUAUAGAAAGAAAUACCAGGGCAUGCAGCAUGGCUUAAUUGGGUUUAGUCUCCUUAGUUUAGGUUUUCUUCCCCUAACAAAUUCUACUGAAGAUAUAAUGGCUACUCAGAGGGUUCAAGACUUCUUCGAUGGAUGGUUUAUGAAUCCCUUUACAUUUGGAGAUUACCCGGAUAUAAUGAAAAAGAAUGCUGGCUCAAGGCUUCCUUCCUUCACUAAAAAGGAAUCAAAUCUAGUCAGGGGCUCAAUCGAUUUCUUAGGAAUAAACGUUUACUACUCAUUUUAUGUUUCGGACAGUCCUGACAACCUACAGAAGGAGAACAGGGAUUUCUUUGCAGAUUUAUCAGCAAAAUUGCAAAGACAACAAACACCUCAUAAUUCAUCAUUAGACGACUGGCCAAGGGUGGAUUACUUGCAUGCAUACAUUGGAAGCAUGGCUGAUGCACUCAGGAGUGGAUUAAAUGUAAAAGGUUACUUUGUAUGGUCCUUCAUGGAUGUAUUCGAACUAAUGGGUGGAUAUGAAAUAAGUUAUGGUCUAUAUUACGUAGACAUGGAUGAUCCAAACUUAAGAAGGCAACCUAAGCUUUCUGCUGAAUGGUACUCAAAUUUUCUUAAAGGGAAGCCUAUGGACCCAAAGAUCACCAAGGAAAUUCACAAGAAUGCAAGUGUGCUUUCACAUAAUCCGUCACACCAUAGUGUCACGUAA
Molecule: messenger RNA, 1479 nt
Organism: Sphenostylis stenocarpa
Lineage: Eukaryota; Viridiplantae; Streptophyta; Magnoliopsida; Fabales; Fabaceae
Source: the annotation of a GenBank genome assembly